AUUUUACAGAGGUCCACACCUCAAACACAGGAAAAGAAGAGAAGGCUGUAGCAGAGUAUAACUGAGACUACAACUGCAACAACAGGUGGAGUAAGUGUUGGAUCAUCCACUGUGUAAUGCCUGCUGGUCUGUCCAAUUAACUGUGUGCUCAGGUGGGCUCUCCGAUUCCUAGUACUGUAUGAUCUGGCAUGCUUUAAGAUUUAGAAGCACCAGGUCAUAUUUGAAGCAUAUGUACAAUGUGAGGUGGGAAACAGGUCCUUAACUCCUUCAUUAAGAGCUCAAGUGAGGUGGUGAAUCAACGGCGUUGGAGAAUCUAGUGCGCCUGCCUGACAGCCCCAUCAUCUCAGUGUUCAUGAGAGAUUCUGGAUUGAUUGCCACUGGAAGCAGAGAAGGUCCUUUAUCCACAGUGCAGGAGUCUACAACAACCGGAGGAUUGAUAUCUGAGUCUUUGGGUUGUCAUCAAGAUGAACCAUGCACUUCUGAAUUAUCAAAUUCAGCACGUGCUCUAGGUAUUAUGCUGAAUGACUCUGAUCGACUGCUGCCCUCUUCUCGCUCUCCCUUUCAUUUAGAUCUCCAGGGAGAAAUCAUCCCAACCUCUAAUGCUGUGUCAGAGUUACACUUUGGGAAUGGUGGUUUCCGUAUUAUGGAACAAGUUGUAAGUUCACAGUCUCUGGCAUUUGAAUCUGAAUCCAGCCUUGGCAACAUGGAAAACCGUUCUCCUGCAGUUUUAGAUGAUAAAGGUGAACAAAGUAAUGAGGAGGAACAAAAAACUAUCAAGCCUACAAGUAAGGAGUUCAAGAAAACAUGGGGUUUUCGAAGGACUACAAUUGCCAAACGAGAAGGUGCAGGAGAUGUUGAUGUGGACACUCAUGAACAACAGCCACAGCAGCAGCAAAGCCUGUCUCUCAGACGUAGUGGACGGCAACCCAAGCGUACUGAAAGAGUGGAAGAAUUUCUUACAACAGUAAGACGUAGAGGUAGGAAGAGUGUUCCUACUGCUCUUGAAGAUUCAAGUGAACCAGCAUCCUGUCCGGUUACAGAUGUUGAGACUGCCUCUGAAGGCAGUGUAGAGAGCACUCCAGAUAUAAAAACUGGCACUCAGAAGAGUGACUCUAAAGACAAUAAGGGUCAUUCAGUCUUGAAAAGCAGAGGUGCAGAUGAUGAUGAUGAUGAUGAUGAUACCUCUGAUAGUGAUAGCGAUGGAUUGACUCUGAAAGAACUACAAAAUCGUCUAAGAAACAAACGCAUUGAACAAAAACCUGAAGAAUUAACAUUGAAAGAGAUACAGAACCGCCUUAGGAAAAAACACCUGGAACAAAAUCCUACAGAAACAGUUGAUGUCCAGGCAGGAAAUGAAAUUAAGACCGAGCUACCUGUCAAACAAGAACCCGAGUCUACGGAUAACAUUGAGUCAGGAAGUCAAGUAGUUGUAUCUGAGGAACAUACUGAAGAUCUUCAAGUUAAAAAGGAAAUAAAACCUGCCCUGGAAACAAAGGAGAUGAAAGGUGAAGAAUCUGAAGAGUUCACAAAAAGCAAAUCUGAGUCUGAGAUUUAUGACCCAAAUACACUAUAUUGUAUCUGUCACCAGCCUCAUAACAACAGGUUUAUGAUUUGUUGUGAUAGAUGUGAGGAAUGGUUUCAUGGUGACUGUGUGGGGAUUUCUGAGGCUCGUGGGAGGCUGUUGGAAAGGAAUGGGGAGGACUAUAUCUGCCCAAAUUGCACCAUUCUGCAGGGGCAGGAUGAGACAGUUUCAGAAACAGAUCAGCAAGAGACAAAGUUAAGGCAAGUAAACAUGGAUGGUACAGAACUCACAAGUAUAGGAACAGUUGAACAAAAGUCCAUUGAGGAUCAAGGAAUCAAGGGUAGGAUUGAAAAAGCUGCAAAUCCAAGUGGGAAGAAAAAACUCAAGAUAUUUCAACCUGUAAUUGAAGCUCCUGGUGCAUCCAAAUGCAUUGGUCCUGGCUGUUCUAAUGUGGCUCAGCCUGAUUCUGUAUACUGCAGCAAUGACUGCAUUCUCAAACAUGCUGCUGCUACCAUGAAAUUUCUCAGUGCAGGAAAAGAACCAAAGCCAAAAGAGAAGAUCAAAUCAAAAUCUGAGAGAUCCACGGUUCUAAAAUCUCAGGUGCAGACAGGUACUAAGCCUUUGUCCACCCAGAAGAGACUAACUCCCGAGAAAAGAGAGAUUAACAUGAAGAAAAGUAUGGUGACAGCCACUAAAACUGAAGCAAAUACCCAACCAGUUGCUAAAGAGCCGGCAUCUGAAAACAGCACACCAUCGUGGGCAAGCGAUCAUAAUUACAAUGCAGUAAAGCCAGAAAAGACUGCUGCCAUUUCAUCUUCACUGUUAUUCAAAUCCCAGAAGGAAGAGAAGAAGAGUGAGGAUAAACCAGUAGAACCUGUUACAGCAUCAAAAAAAGGGGUUGUUUCAGCUUCUACAGUUGAGAAACAGAUGUCUUCCAUGUCCAAAACUGUUGGUCCAAAGAAGUCCCCAUCAUUUACUAGUACUUCACUAACUAAACAUCCAACUAAAUAUUCUGCUGCAGGCUUCAAAGGUGUGAUUCCUAAGAAAUCUUGGCUUUCAUCUGGCAAUGUUCCUUCUUCAAAACAGUCACCUCUUUCCCAUGGUUCACCAUCAGUUUCCAGAAAAUCACCUGUAUCUUCCAAUUUAGCUGGAGGACUAAGAAAAACUGCAACAUCAUCUACUUCUGUUUCAACUACAUCUGCAAUCACACAAAUAAAAGGAGCAGCUAAUCCACAAUCACAACCCAACUCUCAAAUUCGACAAAAUAUACGUCGAUCCCUCAAAGAAAUUUUAUGGAAAAGAGUCAAUGAUAGUGACGAUCUGAUCAUGACAGAGAGUGAAGUGGGAAAGAUAGCACUGAAUAUUGAAAAGGAAAUGUUUAACUUAUUUCAAGUUACAGACAACCGAUAUAAGAGUAAAUAUCGCAGUAUCAUGUUCAAUCUCAAGGACCCAAAAAAUCAGGGGCUUUUCCAUCGUGUUCUUCGUGAAGAAAUUUCUUUGUCAAAGCUAGUGAGAAUGAAGCCAGAAGAACUUCUCUCGAAAGAGCUGUCUGUGUGGAAAGAGAAACCAAUUAAAUCAAUACCAGAGUCAAGAAGUAAGUCUCAUGAAAGCAAGAAGUCAGCCAUAAAACAGGAAAAUAUACCAGAUGUAAAUAUGGAAGAUUCUCCACCAGUGUCUGACUCAGAUGAGCAGCAAGAAUCAGCCCGAGAUGCACCAGAGAAAAGUAGUGCUCCUCUUCUAGAUAUUUUCAGCAGUAUGUUAAAAGACACAACAAGUCAGCAUCGAGCCCAUCUUUUUGACCUGAACUGCAAAAUUUGUACAGGUCAGGUUUCAGCAUAUGAUGAUGAACCAACACCAAAGAAAUCUAAAUUGUCAGUGACUUCUUCUAAAAAGACGGAGACACAAUCAAAACCAGAAGUAAAGCCAAAAUAUGAAAGUUCUACACCAACUACAGAGCCUGAAACAGAAGCAGUAUCUGAAAACACAACAGAAACUUUUGGAUCUGUAACAGAAACACUCUCUCAGUCAGUCUUGGAAACAACUUACUUCCCUACAACACAGGGGCAUAAUAAUGCAGAAGCUACUUUGCCUGAAGAGGUCUCCAUUUAUCCUACCUCUUGCAUUGCAGGAGUUGUCACUACGGUAACUGUUUCUGGCAGGGACCCCAGAACAGCAAUGAGCAAUUCCUCUGGAAUUGUGACCUCCACAUCGCAUUCCAGCCCUGCACCUGACAAAGUUUCCAUGGGGGAAUCCAAACAAGAAAUCUCCAAAUCUGUUUUAACAACCCCUAAAUCAAUUUUAACAAAGCCAUCAUCUUCACCAGAUCCAAGAUAUUUGACAGUUCCACCAUCACCAAAUAUCAACAUCACAGAGUCACGGUCACCUCAGGAUGGAGAUACUUCGUUCUUUCUCUCUCGUCUCAAUACCAUUUGGAAAGGAUUUAUUAACAUGCAAAGUGUGGCCAAGUUUGUCACUAAAGCAUAUCCUGUGUCUGGGUGUUUUGAAUAUCUUAGUGAGGAUUUACCAGAUACAAUUCAUAUUGGUGGGAGGAUCUCACCGAAGACAGUCUGGGAUUAUGUUGGCAAACUGAAAUCUUCCCUUUCUAAGGAACUGUGUUUGAUUCGUUUCCACCCUGCUACAGAGGAAGAGGAAGUGGCCUAUAUUUCUCUCUACUCCUAUUUUAGCAGUCGUGGUCGUUUUGGUGUUGUAGCUAAUAACAACAGACACGUCAAGGAUCUCUAUCUGAUCCCACUGAGUGCUAAGGACCCAAUUCCAUCCAAACUCUUGCCCUUUGAGGGACCAGGUCUUGAAUCAUCACGUCCAAAUUUAAUUCUUGGCUUAGUGAUUUGUCAAAAAGGUAAACGUCCUGCAACUGUUCUGGAGUCGGACAAGAUGGAAGAAAAGCGAAGCAGAAUUCAAAUACAGGAAGAAAAUGAAGUAUCGGUGUAUCCUAAAGGCCCUCUUGCUUCUCAGCAAGAAAAGAAACUUCCAAAAUACACACUUUAUACUGGAGAUACAGCUGUAGGUACAACACCACCUGGUUCACCACCACCACCACCACCACCACCACCGCUUCCCAUUCAAGAACCAUCUCCAAUGACACCUUCAGUGUUAAAAAUACUGUCAUCAAUUAAAACCGGAACCACAACAACCAUGACACUGCCAGUUCCAACUUCAGCAACAGUCACUGGCACAACAACAUCCUCUCCAACAACUUCAAAAACAGCCACACCUCUUGAGCACAUCCUUCAGACUCUUUUUGGAAAAAAGAAAACUUUUGAUUCUGUUACUAAGGACCCUGAAACUGUUCAGUCAUCAAAUCAGGAAGCUCAACUUACAAUUGAUGGAGGAUCAGCUGCUCCUUUAUUAGAUCCAAUUGUACAGCAGUUUGGGCAGAUGUCCAAAGAUAAAGUUAUAGAAGAGGAGGAAGAUGACAGACCAUAUGAUCCUGAAGAAGAAUAUGAGCCAGACGGAGGUUUUGAAAUACACACAGGUGAAAGUGAAAAACUUUACGAUCUUGAAAAGCCUUGUGAAACAUCUGAACAGGAGGAUGAGGCCUAUGAUCCAGAAGAUGAAACUAUCUUAGAAGAAGCAAAAGUUACUGUUGAUGAUUUACCUAAUAAAAUGUACACAGAUGUGAAAAGCAACACUGUGGAAACAUCUGCCCCAUAUGUAUCUGAUCUGCCUGCUUCCUCGUCCUUGGUAGAACAGCAGAAAAUGUUGGAAGAAUUAAACAAACAAAUAGAAGAACAGAAACGGCAACUGGAAGAACAAGAAGAAGCCCUUAGACAACAAAGAGCAGCUGUUGGUGUUUCAAUGGCUCACUUUUCAGUGUCUGACGCUUUAAUGUCACCGCCACCAAAAUCGUCCAUAACAAAGACUGACUUAUUCCAACAGGAACAACAAACUACAGAAAAAUCAGAUAUACCUUCAUCCUCAAAUCAGCAAGCCCAAGUGCUAAACCAGAGCUCUGAUCUAAGACAAAGUAGAGAUCCUCGACAGGCUAGAAGAAUGGUAAUGGAGAAUAAUGACAGUGCUGAUUCUCGGAUAAAGCCACAAAUAGUGCACAAUGAGACACUUACAAAAGAAGUUCUUCCACUCAGUUAUCCAGGUUCAUUACAGACUUCACUUGACAAGGAAGAUAAAACAUUAAUUUCUGCUACCGCUACUGGGUAUAGUGAGGAUAAGUGGGUUCCAAGUGAAAAAGUUGCUACUGUGUCUGAACAAGGUGCAUCUAAUAUCAAGAUGGAAAACACUGCUAAAGUUCAUCUGGAAAAUGUGAAUCAAACAGCUUCUGGAGAAACUUCCACAGCCAAACCAAUACGUAAAGUACUGCUUCCAACACCUCCCAGUACAUCUUUUCAGCGCAAUUUCCCUAUACCAAAUGAUGGUCAGUCUUUGCAAGAUUUGCAUAAAGUACCUUGGUCAAAUGAGUCACAAGAUAUUAAUUCACCAUCAGUAGAAAGAGAUUCUUUUUCAAAUCCAAACUUUACAGCUCAGGAAAAGACAGUUGGUCACUUUGAACCAGAAAGAAGUCUCUCUUCAGUACAAUACGAAGAUCAAAGAAACUCUCAGUCCCGUCAGUUUGCAGAACAAACUGAAUCUCCAGCUGUUCAGAGUGAGGGCGAAAGAGGACCUCAACACUUUGAAGAAAACCGAGGAGGGCCUCCAUUUCCUUUGCCAGGGCAAAAAGGAGGAGUUCCACCACUGAUGUUUGGUACAUCUGUGGGACCUCAUGGACCCAAUUAUCUUGGACAGAGAUGGUUCUGCUCCAAAUAAUGAUGGAGAAAGAGGACCUCCACCUGGCAGAUUUGGAGGACAAAAAGGAAAUAUUCCUUCAUUGUUUUCUACACAACAUGGGCCAUCUCCUCUUUUUGGUGAUAAUAGGGGUCCUUCAUCUUCCUAUCUUGGUGGUCCUAGAGGAAUGUCACCAUCUCAGUUUGAAGAUCGUAGGGAACCUCACAUGGAACAAAGGGAUUUUCCAGAUUCACAAUAUAAUGAAAUGAUUAGGCCUCCUGGACAGUUUGAAGGACCAGAACCCCCCCAGUUUAUGGGAAAUAGGGGGCCUUCACCUUUUCAUUUUGGAGGUCAAAGAAGACCUCCACCAUCUCAGUUUAAAGGACAAAGAGGAGGGCCUCCACCACCUCAGUUUGGAGGGCCAAGAGGUCCUCCACCUAGUCAUUUUGGAGGAUCAAGAAGUCCUCAUCCAAAUCAAUUUGAAGGGCAAAGAGGUCCAGCUCCA
This is a messenger RNA of Pelodiscus sinensis (Chinese soft-shelled turtle), 6764 nucleotides long. The record is from RefSeq and is a predicted model, not a curated record. Lineage: Eukaryota; Metazoa; Chordata; Testudines; Trionychidae.